GCUACAGGAAGUUGUACAAGCCUCAACAAAAAAUUUGAUGUGUUCGAACAGCCGAAAAAAAACACCAAAACGAACAAAAUGUCACAAUAUUUCGUCAUAAUAUAUGCGCAAACUGUUUUGACUGGGAAGCAUACGGAUCCGUUGCAGUGCAACAUAUGACCGUGAUGGAGGGUGAGACACUAACCAUGAAGUGUCGCAUUAGAAAUGCCCAAAAGAGCCACGUGGAAUGGAAGAAUCCUGAUGGGCAUGUGAUGUUUUUUAAUGACCAGAAGGCCCUGAAGGACAAGCGCUACAAGAUAAUAAACUUGUCUGAGUCUGAUUUUUCAGUCAGUGUGUCUGAUGUCACCUUCAAAGAUGGAGGCCUCUACACAUGUUUACAGUACAGUCACAAAGUGCCUGUAGUGAAGUGGGUUAAUGUGACAGUUUUGGGUAAGCCAAAAUUGGAGAUAACAGAACACAAUGGAAAGACUGCCAUCAAAUGUUCUGCAGUGGGAAAUGGCCAUCCUCCCAAAAUCUCAUGGCUGUUGGAGAGUGGGUUAGAAAUGUAUGCUCAGCCCCAGUAUCUGUUGGACAAAAACACAUAUUCCUCCCUGGAUAUCUUGCAUGUUCAGUCCCACAAGAGGAGAGUCACAUUGAAAUGCAUCGUUCGCCAUCCAGCCUUACACAAUUCAUCCCUGAUGAAUUUCGUCAAAAUUGGACAGAAUCCCACUGAGGAAUCACACUCCACUGCGAGAGCCUCUCAUUGGCCCAGUACAGAAGGUCCAACAGAGGUAACAACAACAACAACAACAACAGUCUCCCGUUGGCCUAGUACACAGGUGUCAACAGAAACACCAACAGCUACAGCCUUAGAUUGGCCCAAUACAGAGGGAUCACCAGCAUCAACCCCUGACUUACAACUCAGCACUCACAGUUGGUCGUCAGUGUCCCAGACAACAGAGAACACACCUCAUAAUGGCACAGGAAGCAACUCCACCAAUGCUAGAGGAAGCUUAUUCAAUGACACGGAGAAGCAGAGAGGAACUGGAGGAAGUGCGCCAUUGCUCAUCUUCCUUGUGACAUGCCUCAUCCUCGGUCUGCUUGUGGUCGUUUCGCUCUUCGUGAUCAAGCUGAGGAGGGCUCACAUUCUCUGGAAGAAAGAAAAUGAAGACUCGGAUCAAUCUGUGGAGAGCAACAGAUCAAAAUCAAGCAAUGAAGACAAACAAUCUAGAGGAAGAAGGGGCAACGGACUCUUUAACAUCAGAUUCACAAAGUAUGUCGUUGAGGAACCCACGGCAACAGAGACGACGACAACAACAACAAACACCAAAACAGAAGAGGAUCCUGAAAUUCAAGUCAUCCCACAGAUAAAUGGAGCAACCCAAAGCCCUCCGAUCAAGGAGACGGAACUGUAAAAUUUUCCAGUGUGUGUGUAUUUUCAUAUAGAGAAUUUACAUUGAAUUCUAAGUAAUCACCAAAACAAAGAUAGUUUAAGAUAUAGUGUGUAGAUACAAUACAAUUGUACAAUAUUUCCAGAGAAUAAUCCAUAUCCUUAUGUUGUAUAUUCUGUAUAAAUGUAUAUUCUGUAUAUUGAUAAAACAAUGAAAUCAUA
Coregonus clupeaformis (lake whitefish) is the source of this 1591-nucleotide messenger RNA. RefSeq names its product cytotoxic and regulatory T-cell molecule. NCBI's taxonomy places the organism in Eukaryota, Metazoa, Chordata, Actinopteri, Salmoniformes, Salmonidae. The record is from RefSeq and is a predicted model, not a curated record. Gene Ontology annotation, cellular component: plasma membrane. Gene Ontology annotation, biological process: detection of tumor cell; cell recognition; positive regulation of natural killer cell mediated cytotoxicity directed against tumor cell target. Bases 156 to 1394 code for a protein of 412 amino acids. Gene Ontology annotation, molecular function: signaling receptor binding. The transcript is spliced from 10 exons.